Trichosurus vulpecula (common brushtail) is the source of this 4675-nucleotide messenger RNA. RefSeq names its product ATPase copper transporting alpha (gene ATP7A). Lineage: Eukaryota; Metazoa; Chordata; Mammalia; Diprotodontia; Phalangeridae. Gene Ontology annotation, cellular component: membrane. Gene Ontology annotation, biological process: monoatomic cation transport. The transcript is spliced from 23 exons. The record is from RefSeq and is a predicted model, not a curated record. Gene Ontology annotation, molecular function: ATP hydrolysis activity; ATP binding; ATPase-coupled monoatomic cation transmembrane transporter activity. Bases 43 to 4557 code for a protein of 1504 amino acids.
ACUCCAAAGACGAAAACAACUUGGUGCGAUAGUAUCAACUGAAUGAGUUUCUGUGAGAAAUUCAGGAAUGUGAAAAAAAGCAGAAUGGAUCCAGUUAUGGGUGUGAAUUCUAUCACCAUUGCAGUGGAAGGUAUGACAUGCAAUUCCUGUGUCCAGACCAUUGAGCAACAGAUUAGAAAGGAGAAUGGUGUGCACCAUAUUCAAGUUUCACUGGAAAAAAAAGCUGCAACCAUUAUCUAUGACUCCAAACUCCAGAAUCCAGGCUCACUGCGGGAAGCUAUUGAGGAUAUGGGAUUUGAGGCUUCUCUCCCUGAUCCGACCCCUCAGCCUGUCUUAACGGACACUCUGUCUCUGACUGUUACUUCUUCACUGGCCCCAUCGUGGGACCAGGUCCAGAGCACAUUGCUUAAGGCCAAGGGUGUGACAGACGUUCACAUUUCUCCUCAGCAAAGCACUGUAACAGUGACAAUGAUCCCUUCUGUUGUGAAUGCCAAUCAGAUAAUCCAGCUGGUUCCGGGUGUCAGCUUAGAUACUGGAGCACCAGAAAGGAAGCCAGCUUCUGGUGAAGACGCUAGUGUGGUUCAAGCGAACGGAGUCAUGCUGAAGAUGAAGGUGGAAGGCAUGACAUGCCAUUCAUGCACAAGCACCAUUGAAGGGAAAAUUAGUAAAUUGCAAGGUGUUCAGCGAAUUAAAGUCUCAUUGGAUAAUCAGGAAGCGUCUAUUGUGUAUCAGCCUCACAUUAUUACAGCUGAGGAAAUCAAAAGGCAGAUUGAAGCUGUGGGUUUCCCGGCAUUCAUCAAAAAGCAGCCCAAGUACCUCAAACUGGGAACCAUCGAUGUAGAGCGCCUGAAGAACACACCGGUCAAAUCCAAUGAGGGAUCACAGCAGAAAUGUUCCAAAUCUACUAAGGGCUCAGCUGCCACUUUCAUCAUAGAUGGCAUGCAUUGUCAAUCCUGUGUAGCCAAUAUUGAGAGCCAUUUAGCUACCCUCCCAGCUGUAAACAGCGUGGCAGUUUCUUUAGAGAGCAAAUCUGCUGUGGUGAAGUACAACACCAAAUUAAUCACUCCAGAUGCCCUAAGAAAAGCUAUAGAGGCCAUCUCACCAGGGCAGUAUAAAGUGAGUCUUGCCAGCGAGUGUAACAGCACCCAGAACUCUCCAACAGUCUCUUUUCUCCAGAAGCCACGUAGCAGUGCCACUAGCCAGCCUUUGACUCAAGAAACUGUUAUAAACAUUGAUGGUAUGACUUGUAAUUCUUGUGUGCAGUCAAUAGAAGGUGUCAUAUCGAAGAAAACAGGUGUCAAAGGUAUAUGUGUCUCACUUGCCAAUGGCACUGGGAUUAUUGAAUACGACCCUUUACUGACCUCUCCAGAAGUCCUGAGGGAAGCGAUAGAGGACAUGGGAUUUGAUGCCACCUUAACAGAUUCAGAUAAUGAAACAUGCAGCAAACCAAUGAUGCCAACUCACAAUAAAGAAGAGCCAAAACCUCUGGUCCAUGAUAAGGAGGAGGCAAAGACUCCAGCCAAAUGUUACAUUCAGGUCACUGGCAUGACUUGUGCUUCAUGUGUAGCAAACAUCGAAAGAAACCUACGCCGAGAAGAAGGGAUAUAUUCUGUGCUCGUGGCCCUGAUGGCUGGCAAGGCAGAAGUAAGAUACAAUGCUGCUGUUGUGCAGCCCCCAAUGAUAGCAGAAUUCAUCAGGGAACUUGGAUUUGGAGCUGUGGUCAUGGAAAAUGCUGAUGAAGGGGAUGGGGUUCUGGAACUUAUUGUGAGAGGAAUGACAUGUGCUUCCUGUGUGCAUAAAAUAGAAUCUACCCUUAUGAAAACCAGAGGGAUCUUCUACUGCUCUGUGGCUCUGGCCACCAACAAAGCGCAUAUCAAAUAUGAUCCAGAGAUUAUCGGCCCUAGAGAUAUUAUCAAUACGAUACAAAACUUAGGUUUUGAAGCAUCUUUAGUCAAGAAGGAUCGAUCAGCAAGCCACCUUGACCACAAACGAGAAAUCAAGCAGUGGAAACGAGCCUUCCUGGUGAGUCUGGUUUUCUGUAUUCCGGUGAUGGGGCUGAUGAUUUAUAUGAUGGUUAUGGACCACCGCCUUGCUAGUAUUCACCAGAAUCGCAACCUGAGUGAGGAAGAAAUGGCAAGCUAUCACUCCUCAAUGUUCCUGGAGCACCAGAUCCUGCCAGGGCUGUCUGUCAUGAAUUUGCUGUCCUUUUUAUUGUGCAUACCUGUUCAGUUUUUGGGAGGCUGGCAUUUCUACAUCCAGGCGUACAAAGCCCUGAAACAUAAGACUGCUAACAUGGAUGUGCUCAUUGUGCUGGCGACCACCAUUGCAUUUGCCUACUCUUUGGUGAUCCUCCUGGUUGCAAUGGCUGAGAGAGCAAAAGUGAACCCCAUUACCUUCUUUGACACUCCACCUAUGCUGUUUGUGUUCAUUGCGCUGGGGCGCUGGCUGGAGCACAUAGCAAAGGGGAAAACAUCAGAGGCUCUUGCAAAGCUAAUUUCACUACAAGCUACAGAGGCAACUAUUGUAACUCUAGAUGCAGACAACAUCCUCUUGAGUGAAGAACAAGUGGAUGUGGAACUUGUGCAACGAGGAGACAUCGUUCGAGUGGUUCCAGGGGGCAAAUUCCCAGUGGAUGGUCGGGUUAUUGAAGGUCAUUCGAUGGUAGAUGAGUCCCUCAUCACAGGGGAAGCCAUGCCUGUGACCAAGAAGCCAGGCAGCUCAGUGAUUGCUGGCUCCAUUAACCAGAAUGGGUCACUACUCAUCACAGCAACCCAUGUUGGAGCAGAUACAACCCUCUCUCAAAUUGUCAAGCUCGUGGAGGAAGCACAGACAUCCAAGGCUCCCAUCCAGCAGUUUGCAGACAAACUUAGCGGCUAUUUUGUUCCUUUCAUUGUCAUUGUCUCUGUUGUUACCCUCUUGGCCUGGAUCGUGACUGGAUUUAUUAAUUUUGAAGUCGUGGAAACCUAUUUUCCUGGCUACAACAAGAGCAUCUCCCGGACGGAAGUGAUAAUCCGAUUUGCUUUCCAAGCCUCUAUCACUGUGCUGUGUAUAGCCUGCCCCUGUUCUCUGGGCUUAGCCACUCCCACUGCUGUUAUGGUGGGCACUGGGGUAGGAGCUCAGAAUGGCAUCCUGAUCAAAGGUGGAGAGCCCCUUGAGAUGGCCCACAAGGUAAAGGUGGUGGUGUUUGAUAAGACUGGAACCAUAACCCAUGGAACCCCAGUAGUGAAUCAGCUGAAGCUUUUAGUGGAAAGCAGCAAAAUGUCACGCAACAAGAUCCUGGCUAUUGUGGGCACUGCUGAGAGUAACAGUGAGCACCCACUGGGAGCAGCAGUGACCAAGUACUGCAAGCAGGAGCUGGACACUGAAACUUUGGGUACCUGCACGGAUUUCCAAGUUGUCCCAGGCUGUGGCAUUAGCUGUAAAGUCACCAACAUUGAAGCCCUGCUCCAUAAAAGUGACUGGCAAGUCGAGGAAAAUAAUCUUAAAAAUGCAUCCUUGAUGGAACUUGAUGCAAACGAUGAACAGCCAGGUCAUUCUUCCUUGAUUAUUGAUGCCCAGAUGCCCACUGCUUCGAAUCCUCAGAAGUACGCAGUUCUCAUUGGGAACCGUGAAUGGAUGAACAGAAAUGGUCUUGUCAUUAAGAAUGACGUGGACAAUGCAAUGAUUGAGCAUGAGAGGAAAGGCCGGACAGCUGUGCUAGUGGCCAUCGAUGGUGUGUUGUGUGGGCUCAUAGCCAUUGCUGACACAGUGAAGCCUGAAGCAGAGCUGGCUGUCCACACACUGAAAUCUAUGGGCUUAGAAGUCGUUUUGAUGACUGGAGACAACAGUAAAACUGCUAGGGCUAUUGCCUCCCAGGUGGGCAUUAAGAAAGUUUUUGCUGAAGUCCUUCCUUCUCACAAGGUUGCUAAGGUGAAGCAGCUACAAGAGGAGGGGAAGCGGGUAGCGAUGGUGGGAGAUGGGAUCAAUGACUCCCCAGCGCUGGCUAUGGCUAAUGUUGGAAUUGCCAUCGGCACUGGCACAGAUGUCGCCAUUGAAGCUGCUGACGUGGUUCUAAUAAGGAAUGAUCUACUGGAUGUGGUAGCAAGUAUUGACUUAUCAAGGAAGACUGUCAAAAGAAUUCGAAUCAAUUUUGUUUUCGCUCUGAUUUACAAUCUGCUUGGAAUCCCUAUAGCUGCUGGAGUCUUUAUGCCCAUUGGUUUGGUUUUGCAGCCCUGGAUGGGAUCAGCUGCCAUGGCUGCUUCAUCGGUUUCAGUGGUGCUUUCUUCAUUGUUGCUCAAGCUUUAUAAGAAACCUAUUUAUGAGAAGUGUGAACUGCGGCCUCACUACCAGGUAGGCCGGAAGAGUCCUUCAGAAGUUAGCGUUCACAUCGGCCUUGAUGACACCUCCAGAGACUCUCCCAAGCUAGGUUUGCUGGACCAGAUAGUUAAUUACAGCAGAGCGUCAAUUAACUCCCUGCUCUCAGAUAAGCGGUCCCUGAACAGCAUUGUUCUGAGCGAGCCAGACAAGCACUCACUCCUGGUUGGUGAUUUCCGGGAUGACGAUGACACCUCAUUGUGAAAAAGCCCAGCCACUGCUGCUGGCCAGACCUCACAGUGCACUGAUGAAACUGAGGUUUAGGGAGUAAUCUUAAUGUUGUCAAAAACCAUGUUGCAAGGACUUGGGGUUGGUCUUGUGU